CUUCUUAUGUGCGCGGAAACCAAGUUCAAGUAUCCUGGUUGAAAUAUAUGUGCUAGUUUUUGUGUACGAAGCUCGUACAAUGUCACGUUAAGGUAGUAUAUAUAUAUAUAUAUAUAUAUUGUAUCUCCAGCCAAAUAACAACGCAGACUGUAUUUUCUGCGCUUGCAGGACAAAAUCCGAGGCUCUCCGAUUGUAAGUGAAAAUACGCUGGAAAGUGAGAGAUUAGAGAUCGGGCUCUAGGCCUAGGAUGUGUUCAGUAGACCGACGUCGUGCGGCGGCCGUUCUCGGGGCUGUCGUGGCGGAUGCUGCAGCUCAGCCACUUCACUGGAUUUAUGACCUAAAUAAACUGGACAAUCUGAUUGGUCAGGCAGAAGACAUUGCAUUCUGGGAGCCUUCUGCCAACCCUUAUUACUGCAUACAGACCGGUAGACAAAGUGGAUAUGGAGACCAAGCAUUCGUAAUUCUGAAAUCAUUGGUAGAAAAUAAAGGACUGGAUAUUCAGUCACUGAAGGAUGCUACCUACAACUUCUUUGGGCCUGAGUCUGACUAUGAGAACCCAGUGAAUGCUGUCUACAAAGAGAAGUCAGAUGCUCAGAAGCAGACCUUCCCAAUCAAAGGGCCCUGGAGACACUUUAGUGUGAAGGAGUUCCUAGUUAAUCACAAGGCGGGGAAUGAACAGACAGGGUCACCCACAGAUGACCAGAUAGACGGUGUUGUGCGUAUUGUGCCUGUGGUAGCCAUGUACGCUGGACACCCAGACAUGUUGAACAUGGCUGAGGAAGUGAUUCGUGUCACGCAGGAGUCUGACUUUACUGUAGUGGUAGCUCUGUGUGCAGCAAGGAUUCUCGAGCAUUUUAUUCUGAAUGGCCCCAGUGACCAAGUGUUGGAGGCAGUCAUCAAACAAAUGGAAGACCCACACAGGGCCAACCCUCAGGAACUGGACAGAGCAAUGGUGGGCAAGCUUCGGGAAGUUCUCCAUGGGCAGCAGGUUAACCACAGGGACAUAGCCAAACAGCUACGAAUAGACUGAGUCAUGCCAGGGUCUUUUCAACUGGCUGUUCAUGGAGUGAUUGCCCACACUGACUACACUGCUGCGAUCAAAGCCACAAUGCGUAAUGGGGGCUGUACCAGCUCCCGGUCAGGAUUCAUAGGGGCCUGCCUGGCAGCUCAGUAUGGUGUAGAUGUUAUUCCUGACUCCUGGAAGGAGAAGACUCUAAGAUAUAUAGAAAAUGUAGAACUUACGGAGGAACUCUACCA
Mizuhopecten yessoensis (Yesso scallop) is the source of this 1257-nucleotide messenger RNA. Its product is annotated as crystallin J1A-like. The transcript is spliced from 8 exons. Lineage: Eukaryota; Metazoa; Mollusca; Bivalvia; Pectinida; Pectinidae. The record is from RefSeq and is a predicted model, not a curated record. Bases 248 to 1030 code for a protein of 260 amino acids.